Capsella rubella is the source of this 1730-nucleotide messenger RNA. RefSeq lists its product as uncharacterized. The transcript has 3 exons. The coding region runs from base 225 to 1577 and encodes 450 amino acids. The record is from RefSeq and is a predicted model, not a curated record. Lineage: Eukaryota; Viridiplantae; Streptophyta; Magnoliopsida; Brassicales; Brassicaceae.
GUCAGCCUUUGCUUCUUCUUCUUCUUCUUCUAGAUGCAUCUGCUCAGAGAGAGAUAAACAAACCCUAAAUGGCGGCUGAAUAUUUUGUUGCAUCCCCACCAUUUCACAGCUCCUGAACCCUAAAUUCUCACUGAAAUGUGUGCUGCUGCUCUCAACUAAGCACAAGAGAUUUGUGAGAUUUCUAAAUCCUGUCCGAAGAAGAAACAGAGAUCGUGUGCUGUCUGAUGGUAAUGGCGAAUAGGCUUCCUCUUCGUGAACGGAGGAAGCAGUGGGUUGGGUGUUUUAGAGUGUUGUCUUGUUUUCGUACGAAAAAAGGAGAGAGACGUAUUGUGCCGGCUUCUCGAAUACUUGAAGGGAAUGUUGCAACUGGACAUCAUCAUCAUUCAAAUCAACCUCAGGCAGUGGGAUUGAGUAAUCAAGCUACAUCAAUGCUUGCUCCACCUUCCUCUCCAGCUUCUUUCUCACAUUCUGCUGCUCCUUCGACAAUGCAAUCGCCAAAUUGCCAGCUUUCGUUUUCUGCUAAUUCUCCUGGUGGUCCUUCAUCCGCGAUGUUUGCAACCGGGCCUUAUGCUUAUGAGAGGCAACUUGUUUCACCACCGGUUAUCUCAACCUAUACGACGGAGCCAUCUACUGCUCCGUUGACUCCUCCUCCUGAGUUUGCACAUCUCACCACUCCUUCGUCGCCCGAUGUACCAUAUGCACGGUUCCUGACAUCUUCUGCUGAUCUCAAGAAAACAGAGAAAGGUGAUUAUAUUUCUUCACACGAUCUUCAUACAACAUACGCACUGUAUCCUGGCAGUCCUGCAAGCAGUCUUAGGUCACCAAUGUCAAGGACCUCAGGCGAUGGUCGAUGCUCCUCCUUUCCCGAGCGUGAGUUCUUACCGCAAUGGGAUCCUUUGGCUUCUCCAAGAACAGGCAAAUGUUCAAGGAGUGACUCUAGUUAUGCACAGACACCUGAGACUAACAAUACUCCAAAGGCAUCUGAAAGUUCAAAUUUCUUCUGUCCUGACACAUUUGCUCUAUACUAUCGUGACCAUGAUGCUCCGUUCUCUCAAACUGGUGGAAGACUAAGUGUUUCAAAGGACUCAGAUGUUUACCCAACUAGUGGAAUUACUCAACGCAUUUCCAAGCAAGAUAUGGAAGAACCAGAAGCAUACAGAGCUUCCUUUGGUUUUAGUGCAGAUGAAGUCAUCACUACAAGCCAAUAUGUGGAGAUCACACAUGUGAACGACGACUCCUUCACCAUGAGACCACAUAGUACAUUGGAUGCAACUUCACCAAACUGUAAUAUAAAGACUGCAUCAGAACGCAAAGGGCUAAAUUUUUAUGGCUCAGACGCUAACUUGGACCUGCAAAAAACUGAAUAUACUAGAUGCAACUUACAAGAGCCGCUCGAGUUUUACAAUGCAGAUCAUAUGCAGCUGCAACCUGGACACAUAUCGGUAUCAAGCACACCGGGCAAUAAAGGUCAAGCAAAGACAAGCAGAAAAUACAAGAUGGGUCUGUACAGUUCAGAUGCAGAAAUUGAUUAUAGGAGAAGUGGACGAAGCAAAGGAGAUUUUGCAUGGCAUGACUAAAAGAGACACUCUUCUUACUCUUCCUAUACGUUUUCUUUUAACUAAUCUGUAGAGUUUGGUUUGGUUUUAUAAAUAUAGAUACAUGAACAGAUAUUGUAUUUAAUACACUAGAUAAACAAUUUCAAGCAAAAUCUUGGCACAAAGCAAAUAUAA